CUGAAUUUUAGCGAACCAGUAGUGUUUUAGUUAUAAACUUAUUUUCUGUAUUACGUUUUAAUUCGAAACACGUGGGAUGAAUCUGAUGUAUAUUCAGUGAUUUAUUUAAACUGUUAUAAAGUAUGGCGUCAAGCAGUAACAGUGAUUUCAACAACGAUUCCGAAGAAAAUGAUACUCUUUCUGUAUUUGCAACAGACAUUAAAUGGGAUCCAACUUUUAGUGAUGACUGGAGUAAAGAAACACCGUCGGCGAGAUGUUUACUUAGAAUCAAAAGGGAUAUAAUGACAAUAUAUAGUGACCCACCUCCAGGAAUGUUUGUGGUACCAGAUGAUAAAGAUCUUACAAAGGUUCAUGCAUUGAUUACAGGUCCAUUUGAAACUCCAUAUGAAGGAGGAUUUUUCUAUUUUUUGAUUCGAUGUCCACCAGAUUAUCCAAUACAUCCUCCAAGGGUGAAGUUGAUGACUACUGGUGAAGGAAAGAUUAGAUUCAAUCCAAAUUUAUAUAAGAAUGGAAAAGUCUGUUUAAGUAUUCUAGGAACUUGGGCUGGUCCUGCAUGGAGUCCUGCCCAAAGUUUAUCAAGUGUUUUAAUUUCUAUUCAGUCACUUAUGAAUGAAAAUCCCUAUUUUAAUGAACCUGGUUUUGAAAAGGAAAGGCACUCUGGAGACAGCUUACAAUAUAAUGAAAUAAUUCGUCAUGAAACGUUAAGGGUAGCUGUCUGUGAUAUGAUUGAAGGUACCACUGGUGACACUUUGAACUGUCCUCAACCAUUAAUAGAAAUAAUGGAAAGGUCAUUUCCAGAAUUUUAUGAUUAUUACAAGAAUACAGCACAAAGCAAACUUCAUUGGACUAAUCAAAAAAUGAUGGAUCCUUUUGGAGAGAAACGAGGAUGUUUUGAUUAUAACUCUAUUUACCAACGACUGCAGGCCAUCAAAACAAAAUUGGAUGAAAAGCAAAAAUCUCAGUUGCCGCCUGCGGAACAGGAUUCGCCAAGCGACAGCUCCGAUUCGUUCAUGUUAUGAAGCACGCAUCACCACAUUCCAGACUUAUUUUUGCAA
This is a messenger RNA of Centruroides sculpturatus (bark scorpion), 1055 nucleotides long. Its product is annotated as ubiquitin-conjugating enzyme E2 Z-like. The record is from RefSeq and is a predicted model, not a curated record. Gene Ontology annotation, cellular component: nucleus. The transcript has 7 exons. Gene Ontology annotation, molecular function: cysteine-type endopeptidase inhibitor activity; ubiquitin conjugating enzyme activity. Bases 123 to 1019 code for a protein of 298 amino acids. Gene Ontology annotation, biological process: negative regulation of apoptotic process. Lineage: Eukaryota; Metazoa; Arthropoda; Arachnida; Scorpiones; Buthidae.